GUUAUUUGCAUUACUUAUGAUAUAGGUACGAGAGAAGAUCCUGCUGGAUCCAGAAAGACCAAAUAAACCAAAGACUAGCUGUUAUAGGUACGAGAGAACUACAACAAAAGGAUGCGAACGUCUCAUGCUCUUGUAAUGAACACGGUUCCGGAGGAGGAGGAGCUACAUGGAAGCACAACAGAACACACAGAAAACACACCCCUCGGAGAUGCUCCUGAACCUCCGACCCCAGUGAGUUCUGGCUACGAUGAAGACGUGGAUGAACGAGAGCUGGCGUCUAGGCGCCGCACAAAGAUAUCGGAAACUAUGAUUAUGGCCGCUGGAAGAACGUGUCAUUUCCUAAGUGAAACCGCGUACGAUUUCUGUAGUCUUUCUUGUGUGUACGCAGCGAUAGAUGAUAGAUGCGAUAGAUGAUAGAUAUGAAAUAAUAGAAAUAUAGAAUAGAGUAGAAAAUAAAUAGAAAUGAAUACGAAGAUACUAAGCUGCUCCUUAUAAUAUUUCGACCUACACUGGGGGCCCGAGCAGCUAUGGGGUGUAUGGAGGUCGUGAGAGCUCAUCGUCGGAACCGAGCUCGAAGGAAAAAAGAAGCCGCUCAUGCAAAUGUAUUUCUUUGCAUCUCUGGCUACGGAACCAGGCAGCUUUGAGUGAGUUGCUACGUGGUUCGAAUGAAUGAAAAGAAAAGAGAUUGUGCUCGUUAGACUUUCUUGAAUAUCAAUCCUCUUCUACGACCUCCUCUUUUUUCAGGUAUCGGCGUCCUCUGUGUCCUCAGCGCCUUGCUCAUCCUGCUCUGCGUCGGCGUCUACAACCAAGUACUGGCACGCCCCGACUUUCCUCUCAAAUUCUUGAUGUCCUCUUCUUCUUCUUCUUCCAAACCUUCCUCGACGCCAAUUGUGGUGCGUGAAAUCAAGUCUAGCAUCGACCGACAAGUCAUGGACUUGCCACCGAUCCGGCUUCCUAGCAAUGACGAAGACAUGAUGGGCGGCAACGUGGCACCGAGAGGUUAUGUAUUCGAGUCAACAUGUGGUGAUACUUACUAACUACGAGGGAGUAGGUGAAGUGACUGGUCGGAAAAAAAAGUGCAGUAGAUAGUACUAGAAGUAGUAGUACUUUGAGGGAGACCACCACCAUUUUCAGGUUCAUGCUUUUCUGUGUUUCAAAAAUUCUUCAUCUUCUUCACUGCUUAAUAGGCUCACUCUAACUCUCAGACCACCAUCCACGUGACCCAAGCGUCCAACGUCGACCAACCAUCAAAGCCGGCGCCGACGCGUUUCAUGGUCAAAACCACGGUACAACUGGAUCUGGAGACACCAGACAAAGACAUCUCCCUAACUACAGCAAGAACUACAACAUGGUAGAAGGAGACGAUGAUGAAGACUCCUUGUUGAGCUUGCAUGACAGUGACUCUUCCCUCUACUCUUCCUCUGGGGGAGCCUCAACAGCUGGUGAUUUAGAAUUGAGUCACUUAAGUGCCUUUGGCAGCACAGCGUCUUCAGACUCUCUCACUCUGUCUACGGAAAGCAGCAUUGGUGGAUCCUCUGCGGCUCUGGAUGUAUUCGUUUCGCUUGUUAUCAAUUUAAGUACUUGAGGAUAGAUUGUCUUGCAUUGUCGAUGUCCACCCAUUUGUGAUUCGUUUUCGACAUUCCAAACGCAAACCACACAUUAUAUAUGUACUGUUCAACAAACCUCUACAACGAUAGUGAUGAAGAUCAAGUAGAUCAAGUUUACAUCGAACUUCAUCUUGUAGACCUGCUACACUCAAAUCUCCUCCACUCCACUGCAUCACCAUUUCCAGGCUCGCAGCGAAGAUCCCACUUCACCGCUUGUGCCGCAUCGCGAACUUCUGAAUUCUGACAGUGCUGUUGAACUGAUGCGGCUGGCUUUGGAUAGUACUCCGAAUGAUGAACCCUCUAGUACAACUCCUGUCAAGCAACGCCCUUCGCUGGGGACCUAUCCCAAGUCACCGCGUUAUUCCGGCGGAAGGAAAAGCAGUAAACUAGAUGCUAGUCGUGGGGGUGAGGAGCAGCAGACAUCUAAGAACGAAACCCAACAAGAACUAAAAGUGCAGAAGGACGUGGAGUCAUCUAAAUCUCACACCAAUCUUCCUCCUGUGACAACCAUUCCUCAAGGACGUGAUAUUGAAGGGGAAAUCCUGGAUGCAUCGCUUCGUAAGUCGGCAACCUUGGAUGAAAUGACGCCCCUCAAAGCCCAGCUAAGCAGCUACCCGAAAAGCGCAUCUCGGAGCUUGAAAUCUGUUCGAUUUGGGAUCAACGAGGACGAGCCUGACCACAGUGAGGGUCGCGACACCAGACAUGACUAUCCGAGCACACAAUGGCCAACAAGUAGUUCUUCUAAUACGUAUUCUUCUUCUUCUUCCGAGGAUGAAGAUCAAGGAUAUUCUGGUGAUGAUGAGCGCGAAGAUGAAGGUGAGAGUUCUUCUACGUCUUCUCACUCUUCUAGCAAUGGAAAAGAUACUGAUAAAGAUCAAGAACAUAAUAUAGCAAUAGCAUCAACAUCAUCUACACCCUUUUCCAGUGAACCAACUACAUCCAGAAAAAUGCUGAAACGUGCUAUGAUGAGUAGUAAAGCGAGGCGACAGCUUAUGCGCCAGAGGAAGAAGAUUCCUCAAACAAAUAUCAAGAUGCUCAUGGGUGGAAACCACGGUCGUCACGGGCUUGAUGAGAAAGACUUUGAGGAAGAAGCUGGAGGUUCUUUUCAACCUGUGUUAGUACCACAGAUAAGCGGAGGUUCUUCAACAUCUUCUUCUUCUUCGCGCACCGGCAGUGGCAGUGGAGCUUCAUCUUCAGGUUCAACUACACCAGGAUCUUCAGUGCUGCAAGUGCUUUCCUCCGGUUUGCACUAUUCAGUCCUCAAAUUUCCGACUCAACCGCAAGAAAAGUCUUUAGGCGAUGGUUUGCGGUUCACGCUUUCCCGUUUGCCGCUGACCCUUCCUGCCGAUUUCGACCCCGAAGGACCUGCCUCGUUGCAACUGGCUGUUUUGAGUUACACACCGACUGAUGCUGCGGUUGCCUUGGCUCCUCGAACUACUGUGCCUCCACGAACAACGGAACUCACAAAUCUGCUAGUGGAGCUGCCGGAAGAUCCGACAGCGGGAGUUAGUUAUGCUUGGACAAGAAGAUGUCUUAUAGUUUUAUUUCUAACAAAUCACGUGAUUUUGAUACGAACAAUCAGACGAGCUACGCACUUUCUUCAUGUUCCUGAACACGACCUCUAGCGACCUCUAAUCUCUGUCCCUCGACAAAAGAACCCCGUUGUUUUUUCUCUGCUACCGAGUCUUUCAGGUGUUGCGUACAAGCGACAACUACACCGAGGAUGAAUACAAUGCUGUGGAGACGCGCCUUCUCGAUGUCUUGGCCGAAAAUAUGCCUCCACUCCUAGUCGAGAAUGUAGAGACUAUUCGCGCUGCACUCGUCGAUGAGAUUGCAUUGAAAGAGAUUCCGGAAGAGCGCAUCUUCUACAACAGCGCUAUAGAAGAUGUUGUUGACAACUACAAAAAGGAUAUAAUUGACGCAGAAGAUGGAGGUGACUUCUCUGGAGGUGCAAGAACGUUAAGGCAACGCUUGCCGCAUCCUCAACGUCAGCCUUGGCCCCCUUUUCAACGAGGAAAUGAGGCCAGGCAUGCUACCAGGGAUGCAACGGCAAUAGCUCUAACUACAGAAUCAUCAACCAUGGAUGAGGAAGAACCUGCUACAGUGUAUGCAGUGGGUGACGGUCUUAGUGACGUUGCUGAUGAGGACGUUGAGAGCAUCUUAGCUACCAGUCUCCAGGAUUUUGGACAAGAUGAAGAUAUCGAUCACACUAGCGACCACGAAGCAAACGAGAAUCCUCGUCAACAUGUUCGUCUUGGUGACGAAGAUGAAUAUGACGAGUAUCAUCCAUCGGGAGGUGAUGACUUUGAUCUUAACAAGGCGGACAACAAGAACAAUAGAAUGAACUACAACUAUGCGCAUAGAAGUGCUUAUGGUAGUAGGACUCAUCAAGAUCGAGACCUUGAGACAGACGACGUCCCAAGGUACGCUUUGCGUGAUUUGGCUCCGCACGAACAACUGUCACCCGACGUUGAAUUAGAUGAAAAAAGUUACAUUCCUGAAUCUGCCUUGAGACUGCAUCCGGGUGAAGAUGCGGAGAACGAACAAGAUAGUGGUCCUCUAUCGAUUAGUGGGGCUCAUCAUGCUCAUGCGACAGUGCCUUUGGCUAACAUGCAGGUGACGCGGUUUCUGAGCAAUGUAGUGAGGCAGACUGUUCAGGAUAUUAAGGAGGCUAUUGUUGCCGAACGAGCUUGGAAGAAAUUUGAUCUCUCGCAUGGACCAACGCGCUCGGCAAGACUGAAACAGUAAAGACUAUAAUAAAUAUGUUGAUUUUCCGAAAGACACCUCCCUGAUGAUAUUAAAAUAAGUGGUUUGAAUACUAGUAAAGUCAACUACCAAUGUUUCACGUAAGAAGCAUCACUUAUUUCACAUCAAACCUUCACAGGUUUUUCGCGGUGUGGACGAUUCUCGGUCACGGUACCUACGAGCUCCGCCUCCAUUUCGACGAUGGUCAAUAUCUCGAUGUCUCCUUCGAAAAGUCGUCGCGUGGUUCUACGCUUCAAAUCCUGCAUCACCCAGCAGUGGAGGAUGAUCGCAAACAUGCUGGGUCUGUCCUUCUCGGAUUCUCGUUUCCGCAUUUCCUGAAGCUGAAUCGCGAACUAGCCGGUUUUUCUCUCACGCCCAACCGCGAAGGGUCCCAGAUCUACAAGAUCUUAGAACAAAAUGGGCUGCUGCCAGAACUUCAGUACAAUCUGGAUGAAGGAAGUCCAUCUUCUGCUGUUCACACUGGUGCUGCGAACAAGAAUAUCAGAAAAAAUGCAGCAGGAGGAGCAACGAGAGAGGACCAGCUAGCAGCCUUGUACAGUGCACCGCAGAGCAACAUCGCCACUUACCACGAAGAUGACGACAUCAGUGAGCUUGGCGCUUUCGGGCCCCAUAGGACGCCAUUCAACAACUUUCCAUCCACUACAUCGUCGCUGUAUCAUGAUGAAGAUCUUGAUUCGCAACUAGCUCUUACUCCUCAGAAGUCCACCGCUUCCGGAUCUUCACCCAGUGGCUCAUCAACUAACCAAGGUGGACCGCAAGGCCAAGGCGCAUCUUCCUCGUCCAUCCUCGCCGCUUCUGAGUCCUAUUUAGUCAGGUCAGUGGACGUCCUAUCGCGUAGAACUACGGAUGAAAAAUUGCGCAAUUUUGCCGAUUUUGAGGUCUUGGUGAUGGCCGAUAACGGUUCGAACGGUAGUGUGGAUGCGGAGUUGGGAACUAAGAUUUUAGAACGCUACGUCGAUGCAGAAGUCCCGGCUGAGGAGAGACUGCACAAAUUGCCGGCGUUGAAAUUUCCGGAAGUUUUGCCACCUGAUUUAUGGCGCUGGGCGCUGGAAGAACGCGUUUGUUUAGUAUUCGUAAUGGAUGCUUUUCAUCAUCUUCUCGUGGUUGAUGACCUAGUUUGUUUCGAUUGAUACUAUUCUUUCAAAGUUAAUCAGAUUCUCAUUCUUUGAGAGGUCUUGGUAAAAAUUUCUUCAACGCUAACAAAAGGCGCAUGCUUCGGCGUUGUGCUCGCCUUUAUCGUCACUGCGAUUCGGAACUUUGGUAUCGGUGCUCAGCUGAAACAACACUUGAGUCCUCAGUUGGGACGAGAGACGAAUGCGACGACGACUAUACCGCUUGAUAGUAUUGCAGAAAACAUGGGAGAGGAUGAUGAGGAACAGGAGGUGGUAGAUACAAAACAACAUCUUCAUCUUCACAGUCUUGAUGAGAAGAAAUCCUCUGCUUCCAAAUCGUCAAGUAGUAAGAAUGCGGACAAGAAGAAAAAUAAAGACACCACGGCCAACGAACAGCACAACGAUAAGAACACGCAAAAAAUUCUGAGUCAACAAAUGAUGUUACGCGAAUCUGCCCAAUUGGUCCGAUCCGGCGACGCUUCCUCUAGCCUCAACUUUCUGUCUACACUUACCACGCCAGCCAGUGUGAACCGCUUUCAAAGCCCAAACAUGCUUCAUCGCACGUUGCAAGCAGUGUUUGAGUCUGCUAUCUACUUCGAUCGCGCAAGACACAAAUCGAUUGGGAGCCACUACGGAAGAAUCAUCAACGGCCUCGCAAACAUCUUUGGUUUCGAAGUGGGCGCGCCAAGGAUCUACUUAUGUUGAAAGCGAGUGAUGUAUAUUUUGUUUCACGCAUACAUUUAGUUGUAGUUGACACAAUUCUCCGCAAAAAACGAUUUGCUCGACGUCCCAUGUGUAUCUCCUCCCAUCUUGAUCUUCUUUACCUUUACGAUCCAAUUGGAAUAUAUAUUUGUUCUCUUUCCCAAGUGAGUCCCAACGGAGCAGCGAACCCCUCUUCAUCUACUUAUGUUGAAUGCGACUAAUGUUAAUGAUUAUACUUCGCACAUCCAUGAUUUAAGCAGUUGACCUCAUUCUCGACAACAAAUAGACCGAUCAUCUACAUCUCAUGUGCAUCAUCUCCUCCCAUGCCCCUCUCUGCAAACGGAUUUGAAUAUUUUUUCUUCCCAAUGUGUCCUAACCCAACCCCUCUCCCUUCUUCAUCACCACCCUUGCAAGACGCCGAUUUAGCGUCUGACGUCUUUGAGGAGAUGCCUGAUGGCCUUUUUGUUUUCACGAUCGGCAAGGAUGGCGACCAACACGCCCUAGCUAUUGCGAAGGCGAAAGGCGAUGUUCUGCUAUUGGAGCCGAAUCAAGGGUUGAUGUUAUGACGUUAUAGUAUUUGAGGAAGUUAUAGUUCGUUUCUAUUAUGAAUGAUUCCGGUAUUUGGUAACCUAAAUUUGAUCACAAGGGUUCUCUUCUUGUUUUCCCUUAUGAUCAAAUUCAGGUUAUCAAAUACCGGUAGCACACAUAUUAUUCGUUCAGCGGGUCGAAUUCGUCAGGGAAAUCUUAGGCAGAUUGCCGAGUAGAUUUGCAUCAUCUGUUCGCUUGUAUUAUUGUACUGUCUUUGUCCAUCUCCGCGGCUCGUUGCUUUUGUCAUUUUGUUAAAGAGUCAGUUAGACUCAAAAUAAAUAUAUAUAUCUUCGAUGCAACCCACAUCUUCUUCCUCUAACAACCUACUUCCAAGUGCAGGCAGCGGAGAAGUUGCGCCCUUACUUGGAGGUCUACGAGAACCUGGCAUCCCGUGAUGGCAUUCAGCGCCAUAAGGGAAAAUUGUACCCCGUCAUCGGUGUCCGCGAUGUCGAUGAGACACUGAUGAAGAGAGCGGAACAAGCGAAUGAAAAACCGUAAAAGUGGGAUGUUUUUCGCAAGGUGAUUUUGUUGGAAGAGCAUAGGGAGGAACUAAAUUCUGAGUCGGAACUACUAGAAUCUUUUUUGUCCAACAGCCGAUGGGGAAGAUGUGUAGUGCUUCAUGUCCUCAUAAAAGAUAAACACGACGAUAAACACGCUCUGCAUAUCAGAAAUACGCAUAAGAAUCAACAUAUGCAAUGUAUAGAAUAGAGAACAACUUUUGGUUGAGGACCCUGCGGACGAUUCAAGAAAAGUAGCCUGCUAUAGGGAACGUCAGCGUGAAAGUGCAUAAUUACUUACUAGUGUCACACAGUCCUGCAUAAAACUUUUUCUCAUGAAAUAUACUUCGACUCAUAGACUACAUUCAGGUAUGAAAAAUAGUAGCCCUCUGUAGAUUGCGAAACUCAACAAAAUUUUCAGGUCAUUCGUACUCGUUGUGAUGAAGAAAUGCCAUGUUCUCAGUUACUGUCUUCUUUUCCUUUCCCGUCAAUCAUCAACCAUGCCGUAACUAGACGUGUUAAAAAAUGAUCCGUACUGCCCUUCGAUCUAUUUAUGAAUACUUUUUAUAGCACGAACACCAUGUAAUUGCUUUGCCGGUCAUCUGAAUCUUCCGCUAGUUCUUAAGAAUAUAUCGAUUACUCAGUGAAAGGAAGAAUGUUGUCUGCAGUCUGUCAAACGUAAAACAGCAAGAAGUCUUCAUGUAGGUAGUCAUUACUAUCAGCAUAAAGUUGUCCGUUGAGGAUAAAAGUGAGGUUGGCAAUUUUCUAGAAGCAGGUCUCUUAUAUUGUAUGCCAUCGACGGUGUUCAGUCGAAUCUUCAAGAUGAAACCCCAUUUAAGAGGUAUGCUGUCUGUCAAACACAAACUUUGUGCAUAAAAAACUACUGUUGUCUGCGAAAAUCAAAGAAACAAGCACACUCCCGCAUGCGUCGCAGAG
Messenger RNA from Amoebophrya sp. A25, 8208 nucleotides. NCBI's taxonomy places the organism in Eukaryota, Dinophyceae, Syndiniales, Amoebophryaceae. The record is from the annotation of a GenBank genome assembly.